Messenger RNA from Stegodyphus dumicola, 882 nucleotides. RefSeq names its product PDF receptor-like. The record is from RefSeq and is a predicted model, not a curated record. NCBI's taxonomy places the organism in Eukaryota, Metazoa, Arthropoda, Arachnida, Araneae, Eresidae.
AUGGCUAUGGUAAACGUCUGGAUAUUUCACAAAACUCUGAACAAAAAUGAAGCUCUAAACUUGAAGGAGCUCCGAAGAGCUGUAACAACAGUUUAUCUAAAAGAAACUGUAAUAAGAACAAAAGACAGGCCUAGAAUCUGGACUGUACCUUCUGAUGCAAAAGAAGAUAUUCGUAAAGAUACUUCCGGAAAGUACUGCAAUUCCACCUGGGAUGGUUUUCUAUGUUGGCCGUCAACGCCAGCUGAUUCCAUCAUCCAUUUGCCGUGUCCGCCAGAGAAAGGAGUCGAUAUCACAAAAUUCGCUAGUCGACGCUGCAAUGAAAAUGGUCGUUGGGACGGCCGCUAUCCAGACCAAGAAACAACUAAAGGUUGGAGUAAUUAUACGGAUUGCUUUACCAAGGAAAUCAAAUUAUUAAUGGACAAGUUGUAUACCAGUUCUGAAUCAGAUUUGCAGAGGAAGGUUCAAAUAGCCAAAGAAACUAGAGUGAUAGAAAUGACGGGACUUAGUAUAUCAUUAGUUUUUCUUGUCAUCUCUAUGUACAUAUUCUUUUAUUUUAGCUCUCUGAAAAACAAACGCACAAAAGUCCAUAAAAAUUUAUUCUUCGCCAUGUUUGCUCAAGUGUUCAUACGUCUCGUCUUGUAUACGGACCAAUGGUUAUCACGUGAAUCUAUAGACAAUGCAACCUCCAGGUUAUCGCACCCAUAUAGUAUAGAGAAUAUACCUAUUCUUUGUGAAUCUUUCUAUAUGUUAUUGGAAUACACCAGAACUUCUGUGUUCAUGUGGAUGCUUUUAGAAGGAAGCCACCUGCAUACAAGCAUUGUAGUCGUAUUCCCUAGAGAUAUCAAAUUUAUCUUCUUUUAUUGUAUUGGAUGGGGUGAGUAA